Molecule: messenger RNA, 2441 nt
Organism: Phodopus roborovskii (desert hamster)
Lineage: Eukaryota; Metazoa; Chordata; Mammalia; Rodentia; Cricetidae
Gene: Trdn
Product: triadin
Exons: 37
Coding region: 299-2407 (702 amino acids)
Cellular component (GO): membrane; sarcoplasmic reticulum
Molecular function (GO): signaling receptor binding
Source: RefSeq, a predicted model, not a curated record
AAAAAAAAAAAAAAAAAAGUGCUGAGGAGUCCUAGGGAGAUGAGGCUAUUUUUGUAUGAAGCUGAUACAUCUAGCUGAGCCACAAGUACUGCUUGGAAAGGGCUUAGGUUGUUUCCAGGGGGAGAACUCUGCAGAGAAGAGGCAAAGUUCAACAGAGCCACAAAAAGCAUCUGAAAACAGCCAGGAAAAGCAAGAGCCCUCACGGAGCCCUCUACCAGAGUUCUCUGAUCCUACCAUACUUCGCCAAGUGCCACUUGACUGGGACUUACUUUUCACCUGAUUGCCUUCUCCAUCCACCAUGACUGAGAUCACUGCUGAAGGAAAUACAUCCACAACCACAACUGUGAUAGACAACAAAAAUGGAUCUGUGCCCAAGUCCCCUGGAAAGGUGCUGAAGAGGACUGUCACCGAAGACAUUGUGACAACCUUCAGCUCCCCUGCAGCCUGGCUUCUGGUCAUCGCUCUGAUAAUCACAUGGUCAGCUGUUGCUAUCGUUAUGUUUGACUUAGUGGAUUACAAAAACUUUUCAGCAAGCUCCAUUGCCAAGAUUGGCUCAGAUCCUCUAAAAUUCAUAAAUGAUGCUACAGAGGAAACAACUGACUGGAUCUAUGGCUUCUUUUCUUUGCUGUCUGACAUCAUCUCAUCUGAAGGUGAUGAAGAAGAUGAGGACACAGAUGAGGACAUUGAUAAAGGAGAAAUAGAAGAACCUCCCUUGAAAAGAAAAGAAAUGCACAAAGAAAAGGCUGAAAAGCAGGAGAAACCUGAGAAGAAAAUACAAACUAAAGUUUCACCCAGAGAAAAGGAAAAAGGAAAAGAAAAAAUAAAAGACAGAGAAAAACCCGAGAAGAAAGCAACUCAAAAGGAGAAGCUUGAGAAAAAAGAAAAAGCAGAGACAAAGACCAAAGAAGACAAGAAAGUAAAGACUAAGGAAAAGGCUGAAGAAAAGACUAAGAAGGAAAUGAAAGUUGGGAAACAGGAAAAAGGGAAGCUAGCAGCUGCAAAAGUAAAAGAAACUGCAAAAACCACACCAAAAGCCAGGGAGAGGGAUGAAAAAGAAUCCCCAGCUGUACCUGAGCAUGGACAGAAAGAUCAGUAUGCAUUCUGUCGAUAUAUGAUUGACAUGUUUGUCCAUGGGGAUUUAAAACCAGGACAGAGUCCAGCCUUGCCACCGCCGUCACCAGCAGUACCAGCUUCUAGACCUGCUACUCUGUCAACACCAGCUCCUGAAGAAAAAGAAGAGGAGACGAAGAAAGCGGAGAAGAAAGUUACUUCUGAAACAAAAAAAAGAGAAAAAGGAGAAGCCAAUAAGAAAAGUCAGAAGGAAACUGCCAUUGAUGUGAAAAGCAAAGAGCCAGUCAAAUCUCCUGAAGACAAACAAGCAACCGCUAAAGUCACAGGACAAGCAGCUAAAAAGGAUGAGAAGAAAGAAGAUUCAAAGAAAAUGAAAAAAACUCCAGAAGAACAACCCAAGGGAAAAAAACAGGAAAGGAAAGAAAAGCCCAUAGAAUCCGCAAAGUCACCAAAAAAGGAACACCCAGCUCCGAGUGAAAAACAUGGGAAAACAAAAGCUGAACGAUCCAAAGAAGAGAUUGAUGCUGCCUCAACCAAAAAGGCUAUGUACGGAAAGAAAGAAGAGAAAGCCAAGACAGUGGAGCAAGAAAUGAAAAAAGAAAAAUCUGGGAAGAGUUCUUCGGUUCUGAAAGACAAAGGGAGCUCAAGAGGAAGACUGGAACUUACCUCCAACACCAACUCUUCAGUACCUGAAACUAAAAAAGGUGAAAAGAUCUCCAAACCAGGCAAAGAUGCAAAGGCCAAAAUAAUUUAUUUCUGUUUUUCCCUACAUCCAGAGCCACAAGUUAAAAAGGAAGCAAAAGCAGAACAUGAUGAUUCCAAACCAGAGCCAAUUGUUCCUCAUGGCAAACCAGAACAAAAAGUUCUCAAGCAGGUCAAAGCUAUUACAGCAGAAAAGACAGAAAAAGCUGAACCCCAAGAAAAAGAGCGCCAGUCUAUAAAAACAGAGGGGACAUCAGAAGUCACAGACUCAGGGAAAAAGAAAAUUGAAAAAUCUGAAAAGGAAAGUAAAGUUCCCACAAGACAAGAAAAUCUUCAGAUGCACAAUGUGACUAAAGCAGAAAAACCUUCAAAAAUACCAAAAGAUUCCAAAGACUCAAUAGCUCCAAAGAGAGACAAAGAUUCCAAAGACUUGCCAGCUUCAAAGAAAGACAAAGAAGUAACUGAUGAUGUUUCUUCCACAAAGAAGCAAAAAAAUCCUAUUAGUUUCUUCCAAUGUGUCUACUUGGAUGGAUACAAUGGCUAUGGAUUUCAGUUUCCUGUCACUCCUGCCCAUCGCCCUGGAGAGAACUCUGGCAAACCAAACUCUCCAGGACAGAAGCAGCAAGGACAAUAGACACUCAUGCAUGACCCUGACAACUGCAUUAAUG